GUCUGAGCUGGAGACGAUGUCGCCCGCUGCGCCGCUGCUGCUCCUCCUGGCCGCCAAUGGCACUUCGCUGCUCGACUGCGUGUGCAGCCGCAUCGGCCGCGGUCCGAAGCGGAUCAGUUACGGCGAAAAAGUGGUGCAGAGGACUUACUGUCGGUAUAUCGACAGUUAUCCUCUGUACGAAACGUGCGAGACUUUGGAGCCGCCGUCCACUGUGGUGCCAGCUGUGGCACGCCUGGUACCGCGCAGCUGGAGCCGUGGACAGCCGCCACCUGCAGAGGGAGAUCCGCGGCCUGCAGGCACAGAGGGGCAGGGGGAGGGGGAGGGGUGCGACGGCGCCCUGGCAGCAGUUCGCCGCCUCAGGAACACCACGGCCAGCGAACUCACCAGGUGCCUCGAGAGGCGCAUCGCUGCCGACUGCAUUCGCGCCUGCUCUCUUCAGGGGUUGAACCACACGGCAUGGAACGUGGACACGCUCACGACGGAUCAUCUUAGGCGUACAGUCCUCUACCAGUUGCUGCAUGCUGUUCGGCGCAUCACAAAAGUCAUGAUCAUCAGGGACGUCUUAACUAGGAGACUUCCAUGGAAAUUAAGGGACGCUAACAAAACUGAGUUGCUGACCGAGAUGAAGGUUUACCAAGAACACGCCUCCAACUACUGGCGAGAGAAGGCGCAGCUGUUCUCACUUGGUGUGAAGCACAUCUCUCGACUCUUCGUUCCCCUCGCAUUCGAACACCUGGAAACCACUGCUAAAUCAUGGGCUGCUGUUCCACCAUGAAUUUUACCUCUCAUUUCUCGACGACUUUAGUGCACAGUGUGAGGAGCAACAGCCAAAAGCAUCACAGAUGUUUGGUCUAGCUGACGCAGUUUACUCCUUCUAUCGUGAGCACUGGUUCAAGCAAGGAGUGUACUACAGCCGGCGUA
Messenger RNA from Schistocerca nitens (vagrant locust), 921 nucleotides. RefSeq lists its product as uncharacterized. The coding region runs from base 17 to 775 and encodes 252 amino acids. The record is from RefSeq and is a predicted model, not a curated record. NCBI's taxonomy places the organism in Eukaryota, Metazoa, Arthropoda, Insecta, Orthoptera, Acrididae. The transcript is spliced from 5 exons.